CCACUUCCGGCGUCCGCGCUCGUGCACUUUCCCCUUCCGCCCGGAGCGUUGGCUUUGUUCCAGGGGGAGGCGAAGGUCAGGAUGGCGUCGCGGUGCGUGGUCUUCGUCGGCGGUUGGGGCCGAGCGCGGGCUGCAGUGUCUUCGUUGUUAAAUAUGGCAAGAUAUCAGAGUUCUCAAAGUGGCCUGCUUCAACCAAGAAAAGAAGCAGUAACAUCAUUGUCAAAACCACCUUGGCCUGAAGUCAAGUUGCCAGAUCCUGCAGAAGAGGCAAAGCAUCACCUUGAAGUUGUACAAAAUGUAAAGACUCUGAUUUCCACGGGAGCAUAUGGCAGACUGUUUGCAGUUGUCCACUUUGCUAGUCGGCAAUGGAAAGUAACCAAUGAGGACUUGAUCUUGAUAGAAAAUCAUAUUGAAGCAGACUGUGGGGAUAGAAUCAGACUAGAAAAGGUUCUUUUGGUUGGUGGGAAUGACUUCACACUAAUCGGUCGACCGCUUCUUGGGCGGGACCUGGUACGAGUGGAAGCAACUAUCAUUGAGAAGACAGAGUCUUGGCCUAAAAUACAGUUCCGAUUCAAACGGAGAAAGCGUUACCGUAGAACAAAGAUAAAGGUGCAACCUCAGACUGUUCUCAGAAUCAACACAAUAGAGAUUGCUCCAGCUCUGGCAUGACAGGGCAAACAGUCUUGCCCUCGGUCUCAGUCAAGUCAAAAGGAACUUGAGGAACCCAUCACAACACUUUGCACUGAUUUUGUCUGUGGUAUAGAGCUGCAUAUGGCACCACUAGGUGCCACUGCACCGGAACAUACUCAAAACACAGCUUGGUAUUGGAACAUCAGCUGCCUGGAAGAGUCUGACUCCUGAGGUGCUCGCUGAUAUCAACAGACUUUUCACCUCCUGCUUUGAUGAUUCUUAAAAACGUUUCAAUAAAAAUUCAAAACUUUCUAAGAACUACUUUCAAAGUCAUUUUGUGCAAAGAAAUAUUUCCCUGAUUUUACUGAAAUGCUUUGCAAUGUUCCAUUUGCUUUAAAUAUUAACUGAAGAGGAUUCAAUGUCGUUCUAUGGUCUGCUCAUACAAGAGUCAUCUCUGGUCAGAUUGAUGGAUACGUGUUUGGUUUAAAAAAGUAUUGGUCUGUCUACUAUCCCCUUGAUCAAAAUCAAUGAGCAAUCUGAUCUUAAAGGAGAAAAACUCUAAAGCAUGGAAAUCACUGUAAAAUUAAAACAGAAUUUAACAGACUCCAUGGUAAAUAUGUGCGCAGAUGCAUCUUGGCAAAGAAGGCUGUGUUGUGGUGAAGUGACCUCACUAAUUCUGUACAUAUGCACCUAUGGCCAUUUUGCCAUUCAGAAUAAUGGCAUGAAUUGUUUUGAUCAUUUGAAAUUUUACAUUCUUGGAUUUGGUCUGAUAAAUACAAACUGAAAAGCAUCGACAAUCUGUUUCUUUCUCAGCAAUAUUUAAUGUUCACUCUGAUAGACCAGUUUGUCUUUAAAUUGCAGCCGCUGUGUCAAACCUGGAUUGCUUUCAUUCUGAAGUGGCAGUUUUUCACGAGAGUAAUUGAACUUUUGAUAAUAUUGAGACACCUUCAGGGAAAUGUAAACUUUUCUAAAAAAAAAGCUGAUUCAAUUGCUGCUGAAACUGUUCAUUUUCAUCCCCAUUUAAAUUAUUAUUGGUAUAUAUAUUUUUAAUAUGCAGUUUUAAAAAGGUCCAGGCUUUUAGAGCUACCUGGAAUGGAACACAAACUUUGUCUAUAAACUAAAUUUCAACAAUGUUAGCUUGUCCAUUACAUGUACAAGGUAAUUGACAGUGAAUGUUGGAGGGAGCUCAUAUGGCAGUUUUCCCUAAAACUACAUUGUUUGCAAAGUUCUGGAGUCUCCAAAAACUUCAAGUGAGAUUAAUAAAUAUUUCACAUUUUGUUCAUUUUAUACAGUUUCAGUCACUGGACUAAUUGUUUUUUAAAGAUUUAUUCUACUUGGCUGCAUACUUGACCCUAUUAAUAAACUAAAGGCAUCAUUAAUGUAUGCUGCUUGUACAUUAUUGUACUGUAAAAUAGCAGUGAAUGAUGUACACACGCUUUGUUUGGAAUCAAAGGACACAUUGUUGAGUCGGUUAUUGUUUCAGUUAGCUCAUCUCUUGCUAUUGGAUUGCUUGGCACAAUGAAAUAAUAUGCAUAUUGAAAAUGUAUCUGUCUUAUACAACAGAAACUGGUCCAUUCGUUGCCAAAUGCUUCAGAUGUCAACCACAGGAAUACAUUGUCAAUUCCAUUACCUCAUUGCAAUGUAUAGUCAUGUUAAUUCUGAAGUUACGCUGUUCAAAAUUUGUUAUCAGUUUUUUUUGCCACAGUGUGCUGCACUAAGUAGAAAUUGGUAAAACAAUAGGAUACAUCAGCACACACAUAUCAAAAACAAAAGUACAUCUAGGUUCAAAGGCAAGAAUGGUUCUAAAGGCAAAUAUGGUCAAACAAUAAGGGCAAGUUCCUAUAGCUAAGGAAUGUUGAAUGAGGCUGCCAAGUUGUUUAAGUUAUCCAUUUUCUCUAGUGACCACGGCGAGUGGACCUUCCUUCAUUUUCAUUUGCAGCAACCUUUCUUCUUGCUGCAGUCAUCAUCUAAAUGCAAAGCAUCUUCUCUCUGUUUGUCUUCCUGUUCGCUCAGCAAUCUGUAAAAUAGUUUUUGUUUUAAAAUGAAAAUAAAGCACUCAAUCACCA
Stegostoma tigrinum is the source of this 2696-nucleotide messenger RNA. RefSeq names its product mitochondrial ribosomal protein L21 (gene mrpl21). Gene Ontology annotation, biological process: translation. Gene Ontology annotation, cellular component: ribosome; mitochondrial large ribosomal subunit. The transcript is spliced from 8 exons. Bases 82 to 669 code for a protein of 195 amino acids. The record is from RefSeq and is a predicted model, not a curated record. Lineage: Eukaryota; Metazoa; Chordata; Chondrichthyes; Orectolobiformes; Stegostomatidae. Gene Ontology annotation, molecular function: structural constituent of ribosome; RNA binding.